CGAACUCAAAACUCAAACUCGAAUUUGCAGAGACAGAAAGAGAGAGCAACUCGGAUGAAAUCGUCACAGCGACCGAGCAAAGCAGGAAUGGUGAUCGCCACGGCGAAGGUUAAAGGAGGCCUGAAUCCAUUCACGGAGGGAUCCUCCAAGAAGAAGAAUGUCUGCGCUGGAAAAUUCAAGGUUUACACGGAUGCCGAGAAACUCAGAACUGAUACUGCUGCGGACAGUUUAAAACCUGCGACGGGGAUCAGCAUGCCUCCACGAAAAACAUCAAUGACAGCUAACAAAGGUGUCAGUGGGACCACUGUAAGUGAUGCAAGGAGGACUGCUUUCUCUUGCGUAGUGGAACUUUUACACGAGUCUCCUUCAUUUUACUUGCAGGAUGGCUUUGACAACCAAAAGAAGAGCACGAGUAAAAAUGAUGCUUCUGGUAAAGCAAAUAUAAGAAGAAAAGCUUUGGCUGAUGUUAGCAAUGUUCGAAAAAGUGAUGUUUCCAAUAAAGUUGUAUGCGAUGGGUCCAAACCAAUGAAGUACAAAAAUGAGGGCUUCACAUCUUUGCAACGGGUUUCGGUGGAUCCAAGCAUUAGGAAAGCAGGAGUUGCGAUGAAGAAAUCUUUUGUGGUGGGAAAAGUGAGGGAACAAAUGAAUCAAAGGAAUGAAGGGCCUCCCACAGUGAAGAGAGAAGUUAAUAAUGCUAUUGAUUCACAAAGGGUCGUAAAAGAGGGGCCAUGUCAUGAUCAUAAUAUCACCGAACAAAGGACUCGAGUAAGUGCUACUUUGGCAAGGAAGUCUUUGCCAGUGUUGAGGAGGAGCAGCCAGGAAAAUUCUGAAAGUGCUGCUAAGAGAAUAGGCAGAAGUGCUAUGCCCACCAAGAUAAAAGGUGGUCAUAAAGUACUUCCACGUGUGAGCAAUCUUACAAGCCAUAUUGCAAGUACUAGAGCAAGUAGUCGCACAAUGAUGGGUCCAAGGUUUCAAUCUACUGUUGGUGCAUCUUCUAGUAAACAAUCUAAGGGAUUUGUUAACAACAUACUUGGGGCUUCAAAUGCUCAAAGGGCCUCAAAAUCCAAAGAUGUAGAAGUUGUGGACAAAUCUGGCUAUGGAGUAUCACUUGAAAAACAAACAGAAGUGUCAGUUCCUCUUACAGAGGAUACAUUUCAAUUGGAUAAGGAAGCGAUUCCAUCAAGUAAUAUCGUCCACUCUGGAGAAAGUACAUCAGGUUUCAUUGCCAAGAAAAAACCACAGCGCAGGAGAUCCUAUACAUCUCUUUUGAUGGCUAGAUCGAAGUUCCUAGGUGAAAAUGGUGAAGUCUUAAAGCUGGAGAAAUUACCAAGCAUAGAUGAUUACAGCAAUCAACUUGAAGUUGCUGAAUAUGUGGACGAUAUAUACGAGUAUUAUUGGAAUACUGAGGCACAUAGUGCAUGUUUGGCAAAUUACAUGUCAAUUCAAACAGACAUUACGCCCAAUAUGAGAGGCAUAUUGGUAAAUUGGCUCAUUGAGGUACACUUCAAAUUCGAUUUAAUGCAUGAGACACUUUAUCUCAUGGUGACAUUGCUGGACCGAUAUCUAUCUCAAGUAUCAAUCCAGAAGAAAGAGAUGCAGUUAGUUGGUCUCACUGCACUUCUGCUAUCAUCUAAAUAUGAAGACUUUUGGCAUCCUAGGAUAAAAGACCUCAUCAGCAUCUCAGCAGAGUCCUACACAAGAGAGCAAAUGCUAGGGAUGGAAAAAUCAAUCUUAAAGCAGCUGAAAUUUCGUCUGAAUUUGCCUACUCCUUAUGUUUUCAUGCUGAGGUUUCUCAAAGCUGCUCAUUCAGACAAAAAGCUUGAACACCUAGCAUUUUACCUUAUCGAGCUUUGCUUGGUGGAAUAUGAGGCAUUGGAGUUCAAGUCUUCACUGCUAUGUGCAUCAGCUUUAUACGUUGCAAGGUGUACGCUACAGAUGUCUCCAGCUUGGACGCCACUGCUUAUCAGACAUUCACGCUAUGAAGUGUCCCAAAUCAGAGUAUGUGCAGAGACGAUACUGAGAUUCCAUAAAGCUGCAAGACUGGGGCAGUUGAAGGUCACAUAUGAGAAGUAUAUGGGGUCAGAACUCAGUUGUGUUGCAGCGUUGAAACCAUUGGAUGAGCUUCCUUUUUGAUUUGGCUUAUGUUGAUUCUCUGUGUUCCAUGACAUGAUUUCCAAAAUUCUAUCCUGCUAAGAAAGCUGACUUGCUCGGCAAAUCUGCAAUGCUGGACAUCUUGUAGUUGUUGUGACUUGCCUUAAUAUCGCGAGUGAGGUAUAGUAUAUAUUGGCUUUUGACCUGCGGUUGCUGCUACCACUGCCGCCUCCGCUGCUAACGCGGUUCAAUUGUGUCCUUUGGGUUUUUUUACGACUGUUUGUGGAUUUGAGUAUACAUAUACACUGUAACACGCUCUCGCCUCAACUUUUUUGGUAAUGGCGGAAGCAAUUUCAUUUUUAGAUUUCAAACGAUAUGUAGAUUCUCGGGUUAACUUCUCACUGGAGAUUGAUAUCACCUUUCAUCCUUU
Messenger RNA from Rhodamnia argentea, 2521 nucleotides. RefSeq names its product putative cyclin-B3-1. Lineage: Eukaryota; Viridiplantae; Streptophyta; Magnoliopsida; Myrtales; Myrtaceae. Gene Ontology annotation, cellular component: cytoplasm; nucleus; centrosome. The record is from RefSeq and is a predicted model, not a curated record. Gene Ontology annotation, molecular function: cyclin-dependent protein serine/threonine kinase regulator activity. The transcript has 25 exons. Bases 55 to 2133 code for a protein of 692 amino acids. Gene Ontology annotation, biological process: regulation of cyclin-dependent protein serine/threonine kinase activity; mitotic cell cycle phase transition.